Cryptotermes secundus is the source of this 5456-nucleotide messenger RNA. RefSeq names its product protein ENL. Gene Ontology annotation, biological process: regulation of DNA-templated transcription. The record is from RefSeq and is a predicted model, not a curated record. The transcript is spliced from 5 exons. Gene Ontology annotation, cellular component: super elongation complex. The coding region runs from base 495 to 2885 and encodes 796 amino acids. NCBI's taxonomy places the organism in Eukaryota, Metazoa, Arthropoda, Insecta, Blattodea, Kalotermitidae.
UACAUGGUUCCAGUCGGUUCCAAUACAACUUAAAAAGCAUCGCAUGUAAGGCUGUCAAGUGGUGGUGUGUUGACUGGGGAUAAUUGUCUUCUUUGCAGCUCCCGUCAGUGAAAUGUAUAAAAGACAUGUGGAUAUAUGUUGUUUUUGACAUACUGCACACUGCUGUAUACUAUUGUAUACGGUUUAGUUACGAAUGUAAUGUAAAGUACAACGCAUUGUUGGGCAAGUGUCCCGUAAAGAGAGCCUAAGUGCGGAGGGUUUUUCGUAAUUUUAACAUAUCUAUAAACUUCGGAGGGAUAAUUUUGCGUGAUGAGUUGGGCCACUAUGUUGCUUAGUGUGUACUAUAAACAAUAGCAUGUUAAGAAAUCAAAGAUAAUAUAAACUUUUCUUUCUAAAUGCGUGAUAAUCAGUGUUUGAAAUGUAGUGUAUAUCUCCUGAAGCGGCGAAGCAAAGGAAAUUAAGAAUGGCUCAGUUAGUGUUGGUGUGAAUGGGCUAUGGCAUAUUCGUGUGUGCAGGUUUUGUUUGAAAUUGGCCACGAAGCAACUAUUCGAACGAAGCGCACACCAGAAGGUUUUACACAUGACUGGGAGGUGUUCGUGCGAGGAGCUGAUAACACUGAGAUAAACCACUUUGUGGAUAAAGUUGUAUUUCAUUUGCAUGAAACAUUCCCGAAACCAAAAAGAGUUGUCAAGGAUCCGCCAUACUCAGUUAAAGAGUCUGGGUAUGCAGGUUUCAACCUGCCUAUUGACAUUUGUUUCCGAACUGAUGACGAACCCAAGAAGGUCAGUUUCAAUUACGACUUAGAUUUACAACCAGUAAAGGUGCAGCGUGAGAAAUAUGUUUUUCGUAACCCGGAUGAGGAUCUGAGGCGUCGGCUGAUAUGUGGCGGCGGGGUAGGAGUGGGCUCAGAUUCUAGCAUCUCAGGCCAUCUGAUACCUGGAGAAAAACUGAGAUCUGCUCUAGCCACUGUUGCUUCAUCUGAUGAGGCUCCUUCAUCCAAACCACCUGGUGCACUUCUUGUUGGCAAAGUUAAGUUGAGUGGGGAUUCAGCCAAGAAACACAAGAUUAAAGAAUAUCGUCCUGAAGAACAGCGGACCACCAACUCUUUUCAUGAGUUGUUUGGGACACCAAUCAAAACCACUAAAGCUUCACCUGACCCCAAGAAACCUUCGCCAUCACCCAAAGUGUCACCAUUACCUAAACCUGUCAAACCUCCUGACAAACCAAGUAGUGACAAACAGGUAAGUGGCUCAAAACCUGUGAAACAUAGUGCACAGAAAGAUUUGCGAGAAGUGGUUGGCAGCAGUUCAAAAGAAGAGAAGAAAGAUCGAAAUAAGGAUCAUGACAAGAACAAAGAGAAAACAAAGCAUCCAACUACAUCACCGAAACGGCCCCCUACUCCACCAAAAUUCCCAUCUGCUUCUAAACCAAUGAAAGAAGAACCCAAAAAGGUUCAAGUUGAAGAACCUAAAGGGAAGAGUGAUUCAAAAUCUUCGGAUGAUUCAAGUAAAAGUGAAAAGAAGAAAAAAGAUAAGAAAAGUAAGGAGGAAAAACCAAAGAAGGAAAGACACAAGGAUCGUGAUAGCAAGUCUUGUGAAAAGAUAGAUAAGAAUGAAAAGUCAGCAAAAGAAUGUAAAGGUAAAGAAAAAGAGUUAGGUAGGAAGCCAGAGAAGGACUCAAACAAGGAAUCAGAAAAGCUGAAAGAAAGAGAAAAAUUAAGUAGUGAUGGUGACAAAGAGCGUGCUAGGCAUAAGCAUAAGAAGAAGGAGCGAAAUAAACGGGUUGAAAAUGGAAAAGAGAGAGAGCGAGACAGAGAGAAAGGAAUAAAGAAAGGUGUAUCAGAUAACAAAAAAAUUAGUGUGACCAGUGAUCGAGACAGAAAUGGCUUAACAUCUGAUACUAGCAAGAAGUGUUCACGUAGUUGUUCUCGUAGUCCGCAACAUCCUAUAUCAUCUCCUACCAAACCAUUUCCCUCACCGGAGAAGCUGGUACAUCCACCUGCAGCCAAGGACAAGCCUGCCAAGCGUCCUCUCACUAAGUUGUUUGAUGAGCUGAAGGAUCAUGAGUCUAGUGAUUCUAACCUCUCUCCAGAUGAGGACUCAAUUGAACUUCCAGCUCCUCCCCAAUUAACCAAACCAUCUACACGUGUGGAAAACAAUGGCAAGUUAGAAAUUGCAGUUAAGCGUGAUGUUGCAAAUAAAAGUCUGGUAAAUACAGGUAGCAAUAGUCAAUCAAACUGUAUAUUUGAGGGUACAAAAUCUAAGCUUGAAAUUGUAAACCAAGAGAGAAAUAGUCUGACAAAGGUAGGUAGUUGUAAAGAGAAGGAUAAAAGUGCAUCAAAGAAAAUUAAAGAGAGGAAAGGUCCUAGUAGCGGUGGGAAGGAUGAAAGUGGGAGAAGAGAUAAGGAUACAAGUAAGAAACGGAAACAUAAGAGCAGUGGAAAGGAGAGAGGGGAGGAAACAAGUGGGGGUGGGAGAGAAGAUGGUCUGACAGCUCCAAAAUUACAAAAAUUGAAUCCUGAGCUGAGUAGAACAGAUGAUCCUGUUGAAUGGAUACCCACAGAGGUGGAAGUGCAAGCAGAGGUAAGUACUACAACAACUUCAGCUGAUGAAGUUCAGGCUGUGGAGAUGUUUUCUGCCCCCAUUGUGGAUCCUGCCACUGUCACUGCUACACAAGUCCAGUUCUCUCCAGACUAUGUUUCACAGCUGAAAGAUCUACAAAGAAAAAUUAUGACACUAGAAGACAAUGCUGAACUGCAGCGUGUGGUGCAAGUAAUAGCUGAGACAGGCCGGUAUGAAAUUACAAAGAAAACAUUUGACUUUGAUUUAUGUGCUUUGGAUCGCAGUACAGUGAAGAGGUUACAGGAUUUCUUUACACCCUUGUGACAACAACAAAAACCAGAAUGUUGUUAUAUUAAACUUGGAAUUUAUGUACAUUACAUUACUCAACUCAGGAAGAUCUGCUGUAGGUUGCAAUGCAGCUUACUUCAUUUUAUGCAAACACAGUUUCCAUCUGGAGCAGAACUUCUUGAGAUGUUUCUCACCGUAGUUCCAUUUUAUCUCUUCCAGUUUCAUGAACUAGAACUUCCAGUAAACUAAAUUUUACAGUGUAGAGCCAGUAGCAUCUGGUAACAAACCUCUAUUUAAGAAGAUUAUAUACAGUCUGAGAUGUGAUACCACAUAGUUUGGUAGAUAGGUACCAACAUUUUGGAGAAACCUGCUGUCUCCAGCUUCUGCUCUGAAGGUGGAGGCAGCAGGAUCCUCCAGAAUUUUGGUACAUGUUUAUCAUACUACACAGCUUCACAUCCCAGAACAUCAUAAUCUUAUUGUUCACCACCAUGGGAAUCUCAAAUCUCAGUUUUAUAAUGACAGUUCCAGAGGAAUUUCAGUUAUCCUAAUGGAAAAGGCAUAUAUUUUAAAAAUGAUGGCUUAUUUUAUAUUAUUUUAUUUUAUUUUGUAUUAGUAUCUCAGAAGCAUUAACAAUAAGCAUGCAAAGUAGUUGAGUUUCUGAUGGUGAUGGUGUAAAUAGAGAAGAUGGGAUGCUACUUAAACAUGCUACUCUGUCCAUACAGACGCCUCAGAGGUACAUAUAUGUGUUCAGGGUAGUGUUGCAAUUUGAGAAAUCAAAUUUUGUAAAUGUAAUUUAUGCUUCAAAUUUAAUAGUGAUUUAAGAAAAAUAUGUUUUCAUAAAUUUAUUUUGUGGUGUGGUUUGCAUUAUUGCCUAUUCAUCAUUUUGCACCAUAUGAAUUUAGUAAUAGUUUUUAUUUCUAGGAUUUUAUGUUUGCAGUUAUUAUUCAAAGGUAUUGAAUGUACUUUCAUAUGUGAAUGUAUAGGUAUUCGUAUGUGAUGGAUGUGAUACAUGUUUAGUAGAUUCUGCACCUGCUCUGUUACUAUGAAGUUGCAAUAUUGUUUUACAUUACCAUAAUGGUACUUCAAAGUGCAUGUGAUAAAUUCUUCUGACAGUGUUAUUAUUUAAAUAUGAAGACUGGUGUAUUAUUAUAUUAGUUUUUGUUGUCAUAUAUUGUUUUUGUUAAGCAGUGUUUAUUUUUGUCAAGUUCUUGCUGUUAAUUAUUUUUCCUACAUUUCUGUAUGUACAUUAUACAGUCAGUUGUAUGUUGUUGGACCAUGAAAGACCUGUACAUAAAUAAUAGUAUUGGGGUGCAUUUAGAAGUAUCACUUCACACCACUGAAAAGGGAAGUUAAAUGUGCUUAUACAGAGAGCUCAGAGGAAGCUUAAUGCCACAGGUAGGCCAUCUCCUUAUUUCACCUUACCCCUCAUACCUUCUACUAGGUCUAGUCAGUCAGUUCCAGAAGGGGUACUCAGCAAAGCUGUGUUCAGAACCAGUACUAAAAUACUUGCCCUGAUUCUGUGGCUUGAAACCAUCCAUUCAAGCAGUACAAGAAACUGAAAGGUAAAAUGAGAAGGAAAGUUGCCAGAUGUUACUGAAGAUGCUGAAAGUGGUUACAGGGAGCCCUUAAACACCAAACACCCCUUGCAUCUUCAAAGGAAUCCCUGCACAAUAAGCUGAAGUUCAUUGGCUGAAAUAGAAGCAGCCACAUUCCUUAUCUCAUUUUGAAGAGCUUCAGCAGUGUAAAGUGUGUUCCUUUACAAUUUUCCUUCAGGUUCUCCCACAGAUAAAAAAUCACAGACCCAAAGUUUUGGCAAUUUUGGAGCCCACAUUCCUCUACUAAUGAUCCUGUUAUCAAACACCUCUAUAUUUUGGCAGUAAAUAUUCUUAAAUCAGGAGUGUGCAUUAUUGGUUAUCACUGAGCACAAGUGUGACUUCCACCUUAUCUCUUCCAGAGCUGACCAUCCUGAGCUAGUGGAAAGGUCAAGGAGUAACACCAAAUAAUUAGCUGGGCUUCCUGUGGCAUUGUCUUAUUUUCUCUAAUUCUGAGCACAGUGUAUCUUGUGAGUCAGAUUUUAUGUGACCUUUUUCACGGCUCUGAGACACUCCUGUGCUCAGCUUUCUUUUUUUUGUAUAUUUAUGUAUUAUGGUGGGAACCGAAUGCCAAUUUAGACCAUUAUAAUGUACUUAAAAUUAAUAUGGCACCCUUUUUUCUUUGGUUAAUUUGAUGUUUCAUAAAAUGAAUUAAUUUUUCAAGAAAACUUGAGUCUUGAGCAUGUAAAAUUUUUACCUUGAUUAGAAAUGUAUAUUAUCUAUACAUAUGUAUUGCACUGUGGAGAUAUUUAUAAUCUUUAAGUACUGAGUUAUCCUGCCUCGGUCUAUGUGCCAUAUUUUCACGUUGAAAUAUUUAAUUAGUUAUUACUGUAGUGUAACCAUGAUACAAUAAGUGUGGAUUACAAUGAGAAGUUAAUUAUAGCAGCAAGAAUCAUUGUUCCCAUCAGUUUCUUGAUGUUACAUACAUAUGUGGAAAAAUCUCACACAAAAUGAGGGCCUUGGGAGGGGGGAUGAGAAUAUGUAAGGUAGAAAGGUAAAGGUGUUCCCUGUGCUU